ACCCGUAAGACAAACGUUUGGGUUAGUACUGUUUGUCCUCGCUGCCAGUCCGUAGUAGGCCUUGACACGAAUGAAAGCUCACAAACUACCAAAGGCAACAUCAUGUCRGCGGACACCAAAAUCGCAGAGCUUUUAACAGAGCUCCAUCAACUCAUAAAGCAGACGCAGGAGGAGCGGUCGCGCAGUGAACACAACCUGCUCAACAUCCAGAAAACACAYGAGAGGAUGCAGACUGAGAACAAGACCUCCCCUUAUUACCGGACUAAGCUGAGGGGACUCUACACCACAGCCAGAGCAGACGCUGAGGCAGAGUGCAGUAUUCUUCGUCAUGCUCUCGACAAAAUUGCAGAGAUCAAAUCCUUAUUGGAGGAGAGGCGAAUAGCGGCUAAGAUGGCAGGGGUGAACAGCGACAAUGACCCCCCCAGGAAGACCAUGCGGAGGGGGGUGCUGAUGACGCUGCUCCAACAGUCAGCCAUGACGCUCCCGCUGUGGAUUGGCAAGCCAGGAGACAGUCCUCCUCCCCUGUGUGGGGCGAUGCCAGCCAACAGUGACUAUGUGGCCAAGCAAGGGGACAAGGUGGCAGCGCGGGUCAAGGCCGUGGACGGAGACGAACAGUGGAUCCUGGCCGAGGUGGUCAGYUACAGCCACUCCACCAACAAGUACGAAGUGGAUGACAUUGAUGAGGAAGGAAAAGAGAGACACACCCUGAGCAGGCGGCGUAUCAUCCCCCUACCCCAGUGGAAGGCCAACCCAGAGACGGACCCGGAGGCCCUGUUCAGUAAAGACCAGCUGGUACUGGCCCUCUACCCUCAGACCACCUGCUUCUACAGAGCCCUCAUCCACACACACCCACACCGGCCCCAGGACGACUACUCAGUGCUGUUUGAGGACACGUCGUACGCAGACGGCUACUCCCCGCCCCUCAACGUAGCUCAGAGAUACGUGGUGGCCUGCAAAGAGAACAAAAAGAAGUAAAGAAGAGACUGAUGAAGAGGAGAAGAAAGAGAGGAGUCAGGAGAAAUCAAGGGGACUGUGACUGAAGAUACUGUAUUUUGUCAGACUUGACAAGUGUUCCUAGACAAGUGUUUCCAACCACCCCCCUCCCCAGAAUAACAAUGGAUUCCAUACCUUAGCCACACGUAUGGACACACUGAGGGCGGGUUUUAAAUAAAAUAACAUCAAAUCAAACUUUACUUKUCACAUGCGCCGAAUACAAGUGUAGACCUUGUAAGAUGCUUACUUACAAGCCCUUAACCAAAGGUGCAGUUCAAGGAGAAUUAUUAAAAUAUUUACCAAAUAAAGUAAAAAGUAACACAAUAACAUAACAAUAACGUGGCUAUAUACAGGGGGUACCGAU
This is a messenger RNA of Salvelinus sp. IW2-2015, 1357 nucleotides long. RefSeq names its product SAGA-associated factor 29. Gene Ontology annotation, cellular component: SAGA complex. The record is from RefSeq and is a predicted model, not a curated record. Lineage: Eukaryota; Metazoa; Chordata; Actinopteri; Salmoniformes; Salmonidae.